AUGGACACUUCGCAGUUCCUGCGUACCAAAGGCCCCACUCUUUACGGACAGCCAGAGGUCGAUCCUUACUCCAGCGGGGAUGAUCUCCCCGGACAAGCAGAGGAGAGAGACGAGAUUACCACACCCACCGGUGAGGAAGAUAUCCCCAGAGGGUUCGGCCCCUAUGAUUUUCCCACGGCUCUCGCUAAUUUCCCCGUUGCUGGAGGGCGCCCCCCGGGGGAGAAGUCCUCGCCGGGGAAGAGAGAGGGAGGGGAGGAUGGACACGAUAUCAGGGCUGCCUCGCAUGCAGCAGCUGUGGUCACCGUUUUUAGGCAAUGCUUUGCUUGCUCUAGGUCCCAUGGUAAGGGAACGGCUCGACCUGAUAUGCCACUACCACCACUGCCGACAGAGACCAGGUCAGCCGGAGGUAGAAUGGACAUGCCCCUCCCCCCUCUCCCACCCCCUUCUUCCUCCUCUCCCCCCGUUCCCCAACGCUCCCCUCCCACCGCUCCCGCUUCAUCCUCCUCCACCUCGCAGGAUGCACUCUCCAACAGCUACCCUCCUCUCCCUCCCCGUUAUGCCAGGGCUAACGGAGGGUCCUCCCCCGUCCCUCCACAACAGCCGCCACAGCAGCAGGUUCCCCCGGAACCCACCACGAGGGGGGCACCACCCCCCUCGUCAAACCCGCCAGCCCAGCGUGGGCAAUGUCGAGAGGACUCCAUCAUGGAUCUGGUCACCUUGGGCUACUCGCGAAGCGACGUGGUCCGCGCCCUCUCAAUCGCCAGAAACGACUUCCACAUUGCCAAGGGAAUCCUUAUGGAGUUUGGCGGCCGCAUCUAA
Messenger RNA from Geodia barretti, 819 nucleotides. The record is from the annotation of a GenBank genome assembly. Lineage: Eukaryota; Metazoa; Porifera; Demospongiae; Tetractinellida; Geodiidae.